CCCCUCCGGACGGGCGGGAAUUCCCAGGAGGAGCGGGAGAAGCGGCGGCUGGAGCAGCUGGAGCGCCGCAAGGAGCUGCAGCGCCUGCUGGAGGAGGAGGAUUCCAAGCUGAAAGGGAAAACUCCCAAGCAGGGAAAUCCCGGGAAAAUCACCCGGGCGCAGAUCGAGGAGAACGUCCGGAAGGAGCAGCAGCAGAAGGAAAACCCCGACGGAGUGGAGAAGGAGAAAUCCCACCUGGAAUUGCCUCUGGAGGAGAACCUGAACCGGCGGCUGCCCGAGGAGGGCGCGGUGGAGGCGCGGAGCAUCGAGGACGCCAUCGCCGCCCUCAGCGUGUCCCAGCCCCAGGAGCGCCACCCCGAGCGCCGGCUCCGCGCCGCCUUCGCCGCCUUCGAGGAGCUGCAGCUGCCGCGCCUCAAACGGGACAAUCCCAACAUGCGGCUGAGCCAGCUGCGGCAGCUGCUGAAGAAAGAGUGGAUGAAAUCCCCGGAAAACCCCAUGAACCAGCGGCACAAGGCCUACAACAGCCACAAAUAGGACUGCAGCAUUCCCGGACUGGGAUUCUCCCGGGAAAAUCCUCCCUGGGAAAAUUCUCCCCGCGGGAUUCGCUCCUUUCUCCUCCCCCUCUCUUUCUCUCUCUCCCUCUCUUUCUCUCUCUCCGUGGAUUUCUCGAGGUCGGACUGAUGGCGCCUUCUCCUUCCCCAGAUUCCCUGGAAAAAGCAGCUCCCAGCA
This is a messenger RNA of Cyanistes caeruleus (blue tit), 729 nucleotides long. NCBI's taxonomy places the organism in Eukaryota, Metazoa, Chordata, Aves, Passeriformes, Paridae. The record is from RefSeq and is a predicted model, not a curated record.